Messenger RNA from Penicillium manginii, 4083 nucleotides. Its product is annotated as GAS2 domain protein. The coding region runs from base 1 to 4083 and encodes 1360 amino acids. Gene Ontology annotation, molecular function: microtubule binding. The transcript has a single exon. The record is from RefSeq and is a predicted model, not a curated record. NCBI's taxonomy places the organism in Eukaryota, Fungi, Ascomycota, Eurotiomycetes, Eurotiales, Aspergillaceae.
AUGCCAGCCAGUCGAAUUAGCCCCCUUCGUCCCUCCAUCCGCCUCUCGCCCGCCCACUCUCGAGAAAAUUCGCGUUCCACCUCGCCCGCUCACCCGGAGUCCAUAUAUCAAAAAAUCGAUCCCUUGCUAGCGAACCUCUCCCCCGAAUCGACCCUCAAUGCCCUCACCUCGACAGAAGCUGUACCUUCAAACGAGAAAUUCUCCCGCGAUGUCCUCUCCCAGAGUAUCUCUCAGGUGUCGCCAGCUGAACGCGCCCUAGGGAUACGCGCCGCGGUAGCCGCCCAGAACCUCAAUAUCUGGUAUAAAGAGGUCCAGACCUGGACAUGGCCGAAACAUGCUGAUGCCAAAGAAGGGAAAGGAUUUGUGCCACCGGUUGAGGCACAGUCGGGGGAUAAUGGUUUAGAGCGGGCUGCUUCGGCCUUGCUGAUGCCCCCUGGCACCAGCGAUAUCCCCUACUAUGGCUGUCUGCCGUCGACGAUAGUGGAGCAAUAUGAACAAAGGAUAGAGGGAAUACGCGACGGAAUGGACAAUUUAAACGUGGAGGAACUCAAAGAGCACGUUUUGAGUGCCCACAUUCCAUCCCGGUCUCGCCCUUCCUCCUCCACAAGCACCGUGUCCGUGCCUCCACCACUCAGCUAUGUGCAACUUAGUGACUUCACGGCUGUCGUGACUGCUACAAUCCUACGCGCAUUGCCCUUUCUAUCUCGCCUCAAUCACCUCUUGACCACCUGGGACGUCCGACUCCUUGUCCUCCGCCAGAUUCCCGGCCUGCUUCGCGAACUCAAAUCCUCUCGAUCCGCCCUGAAUACCUCCUUUCACGCGUUACGAACCUCCGAUCCCUCCGAGAACAGCAAAUCUUUCCUCUCCAGCUCUCAUCUACGCGCCGACCAUGCUCAGCUCGAAUCUGCGGUCGUGUCCGUGGGCAGACGGAUGGAUAGGGUCCUGGAUGCGUUGGAAGGUCGCCAGGACUCUCUACCCGAGAGCUGGAUCGAUGAUCUCGAGGGAAUUGAGGCGGACUUCGCUGCCUGGGUAGUCGAGGUCGACAAAUAUAAGCUUCGCACGGAGUGGCUACGUGCCAAGGAACAACACGAGAGGGAGAUCAGAGAGGCCGAAACCGUCGCGCCUCCCGUUGAAGAGAAGGCCGAUGAGACACCGACUGAAACACAAUCGGAUGAAGCUUUGGUCGAAUCCUUCGAGCCAGAGUCAACACCGGAGCUUCCUCAGAUGGAGACCAUUGAAGAGGAGCCCAAGCUUGAACCCGAUCUCUCAUCAGAGAGUAAUGCCGACGAACAGGAAACAUCCCAGCUGUCACAAGAUUCAGGAUUGUCUGCUGCAGAGAGCGAUUCGACUCUCCCACCCCUCUCUGAGCCGGACACGCCGCCUACUCUUCAUACUCACGACGAACCCGAGCAUGUGCCUCAAGUUGUGUCGUCGUCCGAUUGCGCCAAUGAGGAUGCGAAUACACCAACCCCGACUCAAUCCGUGUUUCCACCACUUUCAUCCAUUGAACCAGAAGGGGAUGUUUCUCCCAAUCAAGUGCCACUCCCAGUGAUACCUAGCGUCGAAAAUAAAGAAAACAUCCCACCCCAUGGCUUUAUACAACGACCUGCGCCGCCAUCUCGGGAAUCAUCCGUCAAGCCUGCUGCGCUCUCGGAGCGCGAGACGGACGAUGACCCUUUCACAACGAGGCCUGCCUCGUCCAGAACGAGUGACUCCGCGGCCACAUCAGAUCUCCUUGUCCCUGUCGAUGUUCCCACAGAAAAUAUCUACCAGGAUACUCCGAAACCAAUUGUGACGGGCCAGAAAAAGAACGCCGACACGAAUAGAGAUGAGAAGGAAGCCCAGGCAACCGAAACAUCUGAUAUUCCCGACCUCCCGUCUGUUCAACCGGCCGUGGUUGCCCGGAUCGAGCAGCCUGAGCAGCCUGAGCAAAUCGUUGCUACAGGUACUCCGGAUAGGCGGUCGAAGGAGGAACCGUCCCUCGCCUUUGCGAUGGAUAAGCCCAGCCUUCACCACACGCCGGUUCACAGCUCUCCAAAGACAACACCGACCCGAAUUCCAGUCUCGACUAUGCUGCACAAGCCUCUCCCACAGCAACCUCGAACCCGGGUCCCAAUAAAUUCCAUCCAAGAGCCGCUCAACGCCGCCGCGAAGCCCUCCCAGCACACACCCCAGAAACAAGCGCCGUCCAAGAAGCCAUUGCAGAGCCCUAUCAAGCUUUCCAAAACCCGGCCUGCUAAGCUCGAUCUCGACAAAGCCGCUGUAAAGCCACGUUAUCGAAGACCAUCUACAGGAUCUAUCGGUUCUCUCCCUUCAAACAACUCCUCUCUGAUCUCUAGCCCGGACGCCCUUGAACCCCAUACCGACUCGUCCAAGGAUGGUCCUCUUCUGACACCUCCUCUCUCCGACUUCCCCCAGCCUCCCUCUUUUCUACCUCGGAGCGACCAUGCAUUGCGAGCUGAUCGUCUUCGUCACCUCGAGAGCCGCAAGGUGUCUCCUCGGACUACUUUCCAAGACAACCGCUCCCUGAGUCUGCCGCUAGAGAGAUUCAUCAAUGAGAAAAUGGACAUUCAAAUGGACCGCGACCCGGUCUCGGCCCCUGCCGGUCGACUGCCGUUGAAGAAAACAUCGAUUCCCCGAGAGCUGCCGGAUCCUUCAACCCUGCCUAUUCCACAGGUGCCUGCUAGAUCAUCUAGUCGACGCCCUGCCCUGACACGCGGGAAAUCUGCCUCCGAUCUUAAGUCCAGCGGCCAAGUCCAGAAGGAGGCCGAGAAGGAAGCGCAGCGCAGUGUACGACCUGCUACAAAGGUCUCUUCCCUGCGCGCGAUUUUCAAUCAGGACCAACCAAAGUCUCUCCGCUUGCGUCAGCGCUUGACAGCUCAUCCCAGCCUGGAAAGCUUGGGUAUGAGACGGCAAGAACUUGAUUACGUGGAGGAGGAUGUAUCGGAACUGGCAGAUGUUGGCUCUCGAGCAUCUACGCCGAAUAGGCCACGGAGAAAACCUAGAGAUCGCCUCGACGAGAAGGUCAACUCGAUUUUGAACACGCUUCCUGGACGGAUCAACCUCGUCGAUCCUAAUAAUGAGGCCGAUACAUCUUCGUCAUCAUCUUCAUUGGACCGAAAGAUGCGAGACAGAUUUCUUUCGGAAUCACCACCUGGGGCACCACCUCGGAGUGCUACCCCCGCACCUUCUUUUUCGCUCAUGCCUGCCACCAGAAGACGCUCACAGGUGUUCAAAUCGGAAGAUAGUUGUGUCAGACUCUAUCACCUCCAACACGCCGGACAAACAGCUCCUACAAAACUGUUCGUCCGUACUGUUGGCGAGGAGAAUCAACGUGUCAUGGUUCGUGUUGGUGGUGGUUGGGCCGAUCUGGGCGAAUAUCUUCGCGAAUAUGUCAUCCAUCACGGUCGCCGAAAGGUUUCCGAAACGCCCCGUGUCGAAGUGCAAGGCUUAACAGCCCGUUCUUCACCUGGUUACUCCACCCCUGGCUCUCUGCUCACCCCGGCCGCACCGGCUCAUAUGACCUCAGGCCGAGCGACUCCAUCUCGCCCCCCGUCCGUCAUGAGCGCCCGACCCGCCUCUUCACUCAAUGUUCGCAAGAUGCGACGGGGAUCCAAUGCAUCGGACAUCGUUGGCACGAGAUCUGUGACCACGAGCGCUCUGGCAUCAUUCACUUCACCUCCAUCUGCCUCCACAGGCCGGCGUCGCCUCUCGGUAUCUUCAAACUACUCAUUUGGCGAUAUCCAUUCUCACUCUCCCGGAAACACAAACUCCCUGGCUCCGGAUUCCCAUGCCACCCCUCUCGGUCUUGCUGGACCCAAACCUCGUGCGCGUCAUGUGUCAAUGAGCCCAGAGGGCGAAGCCUGGGUCGAAGACGUCCUCAACAAAACUCGCCUCUCCAGCUCCACCAACCCUCCUCCUUUCCCACUGGGUGUUGCUCUCAACCAUGAGGUCACCGAGCACCACGAUAUCAGUGAUACCGCUUCCAUUCGCUCUUUGCCCAAGGUCCGCAGUGUUAGUGACAUUGGCUCUGUCGGCACUAGCAGACGCGUCGUGCUCAAGGGCCUGGGUAAUCGCAGGUAA